CUUAACGAAAUACAAAUGAACGGAAGGAAUAUGUUUCUAUUGUCUAUUAGAAUAAAUUUUAUAUUGAUAUUAUUUGCAACAUCACGAAUUACAAUUUUCUUCAUACAUUUUUCCGGGUUCAAUCGUUUAUUUCGACAAGAAAAAGAAAACAAAAAAACCAAACCGAAAGGAAAAGAAUUCGUUGUGCAACCGAAGAGCAACCAUUGGUAUUUAAACUUCACAAAAAACCAUGAGUUGAGUGAGCUUGUUUUCAAGCAAAUGUCAAGAGAACUGUCACUCGAGCCGAAUACAAUCAAUUUGAAACUCUACGAAUUGGUACUAUACCUAAACAAACAGAGUAGUGAAAUUGAACAAAACACGCGGAAAAUUAACGUUUGCAAAGGAAAAAAAAUCUCCAUAAUUUCCAUCAUGGUUGAGAAUGAAGAUGAUUGGCAAGUGCCACCGAUGCCAGAUCCAUUCAACGGUCAAAAACGUGACAAAGUUAUAUUGAAGAACAUCCCAAACGGUUUCAGCAGAGAUGGCUUGUUGAGCAUGUGUGGAUUGUAUGGCAAAGUUCAAUUUAUAAACCAACCACCAAAUGUACAAUUUGCCUUUGUUCAAUACGAAUCUGCGGAAGAAGCCAACAACAUUUUGCGACGUUUCAAAGAUGACAAUCCGACAUUGAACAUUGUCGUCGAAAUUGCCAGGGAAAGGGAAAGGGAACAAUUGCCAAACGUGAACAACGAUGAUUAUGAUUUUCUGCACAAACCAAUGCUGGUUGAAGAUAACACUCCAUUGCGAAAUGUGCUCGAAUUGAGUUCCAGAAAAAUCAAGGGACCAUUCGUAGAUCCAGUAGAAAUCACAAUCGAUUCAUUGGUUCAAGGAAAAGACUAUCGAAAUAGAUUUCUGCUGUUGGCUGAUCCAUCGAAAGACUUUCUAUGGGAUUCAAAUGCUGAAGCAAAUAUUGAAUUCGAAACGAACAACAACAGAACAAUUGUGCAUGGCCGCGCCAUUUUAAAAUCGAAUACAGUUAAGCCAACUGAGAACAAUGUGUCGCCUGCUGCGGACAAGAAAAUAUUCAGUUUCAAUUCCGACUUGUUGGCGUCGAUUUCAAAGUGUGCUAAUUGUCCACGAGCGGCUGACAAGAUGUGCAAAAAUUGCAACGAACCGCAGUGUUCGCUGGAAUGUCAUGCAGCCAAACAGAAACAAUUGAAUGAGGCGAAGCCAUCAAAUAAAAUCGAAAAUGAAAAGAUAAUGUCACCCAGAGCGUUCUUGUUGUCAUCAUCAUCAUCGGUUCCAGGUCGUAUUGAAGCCGAGCCAAUUUCCAAAUUGCAAACGGUCAAAAUAACGGCUGUUAUAAAUCAUCGUUUAGUGUUUGUUCGACCAGCGGAUGAUCAACAGGAGGCUGCAUUUGUACGACUCAUGUGUGACACUGUCAAGUAUGCUAGAGAUGCCAAAGCGUUCCAAAGUUUGCCCUCCGUUGGUUCUCUGGUGCUAGCCAAGUUCGAUUACUAUCAACGUGCCUUGGUGCUGAAACACGUUGACAAUACAAAAGUGGCCGUUGCUUUUAUUGAUUUUGGUAAUGUGGAAAUUCGUGAUUUCCAUGAAUUGAAAGCCAUGCCGGACGAAUUGAAGAAUCGAAAACGAUUCGCAACAAAGAUAAGACUGAACAAGAUUGAUGACGAUUUCAUGAAUGAAAAGGCACUCAAGUACUUGUACAAUAUAAUGGCACAUGCUCGCGAAUUGACAAUCAAAUUUGAUUCAAAUGACACGGUACCGAUGGCCGAAUUGAGAGCUUCGGACAAAUGGGUCAAUCAAAUGAUCAACUCACUCAACAUCGAAGAUAUCGAAGUGGCAUACAUCAAAGAUAUGUCAUAUCGGAUUUUCUUCGGGAAAGAAUUCAACCAACGGUGUGGACAAAAUUUGGAUCCCAAAGAAAUGUCCGGUGUAGAAGUGAUUAUUUUGGAUAAUUCAGAGAUUGGAUGGUCAUUCCUCACAUUCAUUAAGGCUGAUGAUUUUCAAAAAUUCCUCCAAAAUGAUCGACGAAUUCAAAACAUUUGCAAUUACCUAUUCAAAGCGGACGCGUGCUACACGCCAAAAAACGAAGAAUGUUGUGCCGUUAGACACAAAGGUCACUGGUAUCGUGCUUAUUGCCUUGAAGUUUGUUUCGAUGGUUUUGUGACGAUGCAUUUCCUUGACUAUGGAAACAUGCAAACGAUCGAAGUAAACGAUGUACGUGCAAUUCCGAAUGCACUUCUCUUUGAAUGCUUCGCCAUCGAAGCCAACUGCUUCUCAGAUCACGAAGACAUUACACCGGAACUAAUUGCCAAAUUCAAGGAUCAAUACCCUGAAAAAUCGCGCCACAAAAUCAAACGAAUGGAAAUAAACAAAAAAAUCGAUCAAUGGGGCAAUGACAAUUCAAGUUUGUGUGCAUGGUUUUGAAUUCGGUAUCAGAAAAUCAAAUCAAAAACUAUGUUAAUUCAAACAAACGAUAUUUUUUGUAUUCAUAUUCAUUGACAAAAGAAAAAUUAAACGGAUCGCGUUUGAUAACAAUGAAUACUUUACCAUUAACAAUUGUAUCGAAUAUUUUUUUAAAAAUUAAACAUAAAAAGUCCAUAUUUUUUUGAAAGAA
Sitodiplosis mosellana (orange wheat blossom midge) is the source of this 2611-nucleotide messenger RNA. RefSeq names its product protein vreteno. Lineage: Eukaryota; Metazoa; Arthropoda; Insecta; Diptera; Cecidomyiidae. Bases 16 to 2421 code for a protein of 801 amino acids. The record is from RefSeq and is a predicted model, not a curated record. Gene Ontology annotation, molecular function: RNA binding. The transcript has 8 exons.